Labrus bergylta (ballan wrasse) is the source of this 1581-nucleotide messenger RNA. Lineage: Eukaryota; Metazoa; Chordata; Actinopteri; Labriformes; Labridae. The record is from RefSeq and is a predicted model, not a curated record.
UUUUACUUUCUUAGUCAAUUAAGAUUUAUUUUUGGAACAACUUUCUGGAAAAUCACUACCCCAUAGAAGUAGAUCACGAGAGUAAUGAACCUGAUAAAAAAAAGUUUUAAUGUAACUUUCCUUAUUUUGAUUAUUAAAAAAUGUCCCAACUGCUGUCUUAAACCAACAGGUAAGAAUCAUUGAUCAGGAGAUGCAGGGCAUAGGUGGACAGAAGCUGGACAUGCCCAGUCUGUGCUCAGCUGAUCUCUGGAAAACCAGUGAGCGCUGGGAUCUGAUGGGAAAGGAGCUGCUCCGUCUGAAAGAUCGCCAUGGAGCCGACUACUGCCUGGCCCCGACACACGAGGAGGCAGUGACCACUCUGGUGGCCCACCAGACGACUCUCUCCUACCGACAGCUCCCUCUACUUCUCUACCAGAUCACUCGGAAGUUCAGGGACGAACCGAAGCCGAAGUUCGGUCUGCUCCGAGGGCGCGAGUUUUACAUGAAGGACAUGUACUCGUUCGACUCGAGUGAGGAAGCAGCUUUUGAGACUUAUGAAUCUGUGUGCGCGGCGUAUGCCAGGCUCUUCACCCGGCUGGGUCUGCGGUGUGUUCAGGUGCAGGCGGACACGGGUAACAUCGGGGGUAAGCUCUCCCACGAGUUCCAGCUGCCGGCGGACAUCGGAGAGGACAGGCUGCUGGUCUGUGGGAGCUGCUCCUUCUCUGCUAAUGUGGAGACCCUGGCUUCAGACAGAACGGAGUGCCCGCAGUGCAAAACUGGCACACUGGUGGAGUCAAAGGGGAUCGAGGUCGGCCAUACCUUUUACCUAGGUAAAAAGUACUCUGAUGUUUUCAACGCCACCUUUAGCAAUGCACAGAACAAGCCUUGUGUCGCAGAGAUGGGAUGCUAUGGUCUUGGGGUGACCCGUAUUCUAGCGGCCGCCAUUGAGGUGAUGUCAACAGAAGACGCGAUCCGUUGGCCAGGCCUCAUCGCCCCGUACCAGGUGUGUGUUUUACCCCCCAAAAAAGGCAGUAAGGUCAACGAGGCUUCGAUCUUAGCAGAGGAACUAGUCCACACUUUGGGAGAGACUCUGCCUCGUUUGAGAGGUGAAGUAGUCCUCGACGACCGCACACAGAUGACCAUCGGGAAGAGGCUGAAGGAUGCCAGCAGACUAGGCUACCCGUAUGUUGUUGUGGUGGGACAGGCAGCUGUGGAGGAAACCUCCAGGUAUGAGGUGAUCUGUCAGCAGACAGGUGAGACGAUGUUUCUCAGUAAAGAUGGACUGUUAGAUCUCCUGGGACGAGUGGAAACUGUGUGAUUAAAAACUGUGGAUGGGGUAUUAAAUGUUUUUGCAUUCUUUGUAAAAGGAAAAAUGUAAAAUAUUCAAUAAGUGAGGGGGAGGGGCAGGAAGAAUAAGGCCUUUUAUGUGAAGUUUUUUUUACUUUUAAGUUUUGUCUUACGCCCCCCAAAGAUAGAAGCCAUGAUGUAUUGAUUAGAUCACUUUUCUUUACCAUGUUUUUAUAAACCAUAAAGUCAAAUUUUCCCUUUUUUUUAUGUUCCUGUGAUAAUAAAGAAACAUGAUCUCACACCAGUGAACAGAAA